Messenger RNA from Corythoichthys intestinalis (scribbled pipefish), 2087 nucleotides. RefSeq names its product mitogen-activated protein kinase 13 (gene mapk13). Gene Ontology annotation, molecular function: ATP binding; MAP kinase activity. Gene Ontology annotation, biological process: intracellular signal transduction; protein phosphorylation. Lineage: Eukaryota; Metazoa; Chordata; Actinopteri; Syngnathiformes; Syngnathidae. Gene Ontology annotation, cellular component: nucleus; cytoplasm. The transcript is spliced from 12 exons. The coding region runs from base 73 to 1164 and encodes 363 amino acids. The record is from RefSeq and is a predicted model, not a curated record.
UUACCUUUCGCAAGUGGCAGGCGUUCGGAAGACGGGAGAAGUUGUCGCUCCAGCCUCCGCCUUCUCUUCGUCAUGGAGGCUCGGGCGAGCUUCUGCCGCGAGGAAAUUAACAGCACCGUGUGGGAGGUUCCGGAGAAGUAUGCCCAUCUCAAGCAGAUCGGAACCGGGGCGUACGGCUCUGUUUGCUCAGCAACAAAUGAGAAGACUAAGGAGAGAGUGGCCAUCAAGAAGCUGCACAGGCCCUUUCAAUCAGAGAUCUUUGCUAAAAGGGCUUACCGGGAACUGCGGUUGCUCAAACACAUGAAGCAUGAAAACGUAAUAGGACUUCUUGAUGUUUUUACACCUGUUUCAAGCCUUGAUGACUUCCAGGACUUCUACCUGGUGAUGCCUUACAUGUUUACUGACUUGUCAAAGGUGCGAGGUCAUCUCUCCGAAGACAAAGUCCAGUUUCUUGUCUACCAAAUGCUCUGUGGACUCAGGUACAUUCACAAGGCUGGAAUCAUUCACAGAGAUCUCAAACCUGGAAAUUUGGCUGUAAACCAAGACUGUGAAUUAAAGAUUUUAGACUUCGGGCUAGCUCGCAGUACCGACGCUGAGAUGACAGGCUAUGUGGUUACCCGUUGGUACCGGGCGCCUGAGGUCAUUCUGAACUGGAUGCACUACACACAGACCGUGGACAUUUGGUCUGUAGGCUGCAUCAUGGCUGAAAUGAUCAACGGAAAAACCCUUUUCAAAGGCAAAGACUACAUGGAUCAGCUGACGCAAAUCAUGAAAGUAACCGGAGUGCCUGGACCAGAGUUUAUACAGAAGCUGGACAGCCAAGAGGCAAAAAAUUAUGUGAAAGCCCUUCCUUGCUAUCCAAGAAAAGACUUCUCAACGUUGUUUCCCCGAGCCAGUGUAAAUGGCAUUGACCUGCUGGAGAAGAUGCUUGUUCUGGACGGUGACGAGAGGCCUACAGCUGAACUGGCGCUGGAGCACCCAUACUUUGACAGCCUCAGGGACCCAGAUGACCUCCCUGAGCCUGAACCAUACGAUGACAGCCACGACAAUGCCAAGUUAUCGCUGGAAGAGUGGAAGCGGUUAUGUUUCCGAGAGGUGAAGAGCUUUGUUCCAUUCCCUCGACGGGACUCCAAGAGAAAAAACACAUUGACUAUGACUCCCUGACUUGAUAAAUGUCUUGUAUAUAAGUAUGUUUAUUGCCCAAAUUAUUGCACAGCCAAUUGUGUCCUUGUACAAGACUAUUAUGGUUUUGUUUUAUUUCUUCUACCCAGAUUAUGUUUACAUUUCAAAUAGUUUUGUAAAACAGUUUUGAGUCAAGUGCAGGUGUUUGUGACAGAGACAUUUCAUAUUGCUUAGUCAAUUUACCACGGGUGAAAAAUAAAUUCUAUUGGUCCUUUUCAGUUAAAGAAUACCUGACAAUUAUAGUGUUGACAUUAUGGUUUUAAGAUAGUAACACUAAAAUAAUAACCUUCACAAAUGUCAUUGUAUGAAAUGUUUAUUGUCAGGAGCAUUUUAUGAUCAUGUACAUGAGUAUGAUUGUCACUUUUAUUUUUGUUCAUUUGUGAUUUCUGUCACCUUUGUGCUAUAAAAAUACAAAUGUUCUACUGUAUGCCUGAAUUUUAAACAGAUUGCACGUAUCUCCUAGAUGUUGGUAAUUAUGUAAAAUGAUUAGGUACAUUUGCAUGUUUUUGUUCCUAAAUGGAACGAAUACAAAGUAACUAAAUUAAAUAUAUAUAGUUGGAACUAAAUUAAAUGGAACAAAUUGUGAGAAAAACUUUAAUAGUCAGUCAUUCUAUUUAAAUGUGCAAUAUAUUAUUUUAAAAAUGUAGUUGUUAUUUAUAAAGAGAUUGACAGGUAUUUCUACACUGGUCAUAGAAUGAAUAAAUUCCAUACAAUUGUUUCAGAUUAUAUUGUAAACUUCAUUGAAAUAAUUCAGUUAAAUUGUUUAUUUUGCUCACCUUAAAAAUAUUUUACAUAUUUAGGUUGUUGGUUUUAACAUUGUUUCAUUUUAGCACCUUCAUUUCUGUUUUGGAUGGACAUCUUGUAACCUGUUGUGAAUCAAUAGAAAUUACAAUUCUAUUACUGCG